Molecule: messenger RNA, 879 nt
Organism: Metarhizium album ARSEF 1941
Lineage: Eukaryota; Fungi; Ascomycota; Sordariomycetes; Hypocreales; Clavicipitaceae
Exons: 1
Coding region: 1-879 (292 amino acids)
Source: RefSeq, a predicted model, not a curated record
AUGAGAGCCGCGCCCGUCAUCAUCACGGCCUUGGCCGGGUCUGCCUUGGCGGUGCCAGCUACCCAUCGAGGACAGGAAGGGCUCGAGACGUCGAGCAUUUCCGAAAGGAGGCGCGCAUGCAACAAGCCAGCUGCCGAUGGCCAGAGCAAGUGCUUCGCAGAGUCCUGCGGCAAGCAGGAUCCCUACGCCCCAGAGUGCGCAGACCACAAGCGCUACAUCCAGUGCAUGAUGCCCGUUCGCGACGCCAACAUGAAAUGCCUGCUGGACCGCAGCAGGGCCAAGACGACGGCCUGGGCUGCUCACGAACGAUGCAGCAGCGAGGCCGUCAGUGGCUUUAGGGCCUGCCGCAACGAGGGAGCUAUUGUCGACAGACUCUGGCUAGAGUGUUCUGCGAGGACCGUGGACGCCUACGAGCAAUGCGUCCAAGCCGUUCCCGCGACGACAUCUGCAGACAUGGCGGCCUCCGAGUCGGUCGAAAGGCCCUUCGGCAACGACAGGCAGCUCCGAAACCAGACAAUCCGGGAACCCAUCUGGGCCGAACGCGAGCCCAGGAACAAGGAAUUCGCAGACUGCGAGGCCAAGCUCCCCGGCAACAAGUGCGUCAGAGACUUCUUCCAUCUGCAAGGUUCUGUCGGGCGGUUUGUCAUGAACUGCAACGUCGGUGACCUGCAGAACAGGAAAAGCCCGCACCGGAUUCUCCUGAGCAAUUAUCCCUCGAGUAUGUUUCCCGAGGGCCCCGAGUGCGGGACCGUGAACGGCACUGUCGUCGUUCUCACCAAGGACGACUACGAGCCCAUCUGCAACGCGUGCUUCAAGACCAGUAAGAGCUCGUCGCGGCGCUGUGGGCGGCCGGGUAAUCCCACGGCUGGAAGGGCCUAG